This is a messenger RNA of Harpegnathos saltator (Jerdon's jumping ant), 1476 nucleotides long. RefSeq lists its product as uncharacterized. NCBI's taxonomy places the organism in Eukaryota, Metazoa, Arthropoda, Insecta, Hymenoptera, Formicidae. The coding region runs from base 767 to 1279 and encodes 170 amino acids. The transcript has 2 exons. The record is from RefSeq and is a predicted model, not a curated record.
GACCAUCAAGUUUGCGCGCGUGAGUCUGGACUCGUAUUCGUCCUUGCCAGAUCAGAAGCUACAAGCCCAAAGCUACUCGCACAUGAGCGGGGUGAUGGGUGUUCGUACGCGUUUUUGUGCCAAACGCGCACAGCGAGGAACGAGCGAGGGAACAUAUGUAACGAGGAAUUUAUGCAACUGCGCGACUGAAAAUCUUGACGAGAGUAUUCUCGCGGCCUUGACCCGUUCUUCCUUCUACCUCAUUUCAGCGCUGCUCCUUUAAACCCGACCUUGCACGCGUCGCGCUUCUUUGUAAAAAAUCACUCGUUCUUAACGCCAAGCGACGUCGCGUCACACCUUCUGCUUCACGCCGAUGAAAUGUCUCUUCUUCUUCCCGACUCCGAGACGGGCGGUGCGACGACGUCGCGCAAUCUCGUCCGCACGAUGCUUUUCGCACGAUGUUUUUCCCGACGAAGCGCAUCGAAUGCGUCACUACUUGCACGCAGUCACCUGUUAGCGCGAGACCGAUUGUCUCGUAAACACCCCGUGAACGAGACCGCCCGCACGCGCGAAUCAAACGUUUUUGCUCGAAUUCGUGAUGGAAUUCGCGCAGCGCACGUUUCCCGAAGCACGACAGCCUGCAUUCGUCUUUCGCCGUGCGCCUUGUACAUAACGCAUCUUCAAUCGGACUGAAGUUGCGCGGAAAUGUCCAAAUGCGUCUGACGAUUUCGCACAAGGAUAUAUCGCAUGUUUACGAUGCGUCCUGCGCUUCGUGCGUCCUGCUGAAAUGGAUGUCUCACGAAAAGUAUCAAUAACCGACUCGACAACUGCCGCGGACACUUUGAACCAUCCGCCCGGCCGCGAAGCGACCGGAGAGCGACAAGGGGAUCGCAAUUUGUUCGCUGAAAAUGCUGAGCCGUAUUUCAAGCCCUGGCGUGUUUUCAUCAAUCACAUCGACAGCUAUCACGGAACGUUAUUAGCCGACGUGAGUAUUAGCGGCCCUUUACGCACGCAAAUUGUGUUGUCGGACUCCGCGUACGUCGAUCCGUGGAGUGCGCGCGCGGCCGCCCCGGCGGACGAGGAUGGCGAGGAAUUCGAGGACGAAGGCGACGAACACGCGGGGAGGGACGAGGGAGAAGAAAAAAGAAAGCGGCCGGACAAGAGCGCUGAAGUUUCGAGAAAAUACGAAGUGAUCGGUACAGUUCUGGACCGCGAGGUAAUAUCCUCCAGCGUUCUGUCCUUCCUUCUCCUGUUCGCUUUAAGUUUGAUUAAUGGCGCUUUCUCGCCGCUCGGAGAUUAACGAGUCCGCCUUUAUCGAGCGUCACCUUCGAUUUUUCGACGCGUACCUUCAUUGUUCUAUCCCGCACUCGGCCAAUACUGACGACGGCGUGCAGCUGAUCGAUGCGUGUUAUCGUUAUCUUCGCAUCGCGUGCAUAUCUCUGUAUAUUUAACGUUAGAUCGUGUCGCGUCACGACACGUCUCGUCUCGUCUCGUCUC